This is a messenger RNA of Tetranychus urticae (two-spotted spider mite), 1969 nucleotides long. RefSeq names its product Cytosolic thiouridylase subunit 2 (gene Ctu2). The record is from RefSeq and is a predicted model, not a curated record. Lineage: Eukaryota; Metazoa; Arthropoda; Arachnida; Trombidiformes; Tetranychidae. Gene Ontology annotation, biological process: tRNA wobble position uridine thiolation. Gene Ontology annotation, cellular component: cytosol. Gene Ontology annotation, molecular function: tRNA binding; sulfurtransferase activity.
GACGGAUUCUUGUUCAGCUUUAACUAUUUUUGAAAACAGAUGAAUCGUGUAUGAAAAUUGUGCUUUUAAACGUGAAUUUGUUAUUUUUGUUUCGUUAAAAAGUUUUAUUCUAAAUCGUAACUUUAUCUAUAGUUGGUUCGGUUUCAAUUCAAGAAAUAUGUGCUCUAAUCUUGAUACUGAUAUACCUGUCGCUCUGUCAAAGAUCAAAUUGGACCAACUUCAAUUUUGUAAAAGAUGUCAAGGAAAGCCUUUUGUUGUUAUCCAAAGGAAGGAUGUUUUUUGUCGUGAUUGUUUUUAUGAAUAUGGCUCUCAUAAGUUUAGAUCAACAAUCGGCAAAACGAGGAAAGUUAAGCCUGGUGAUCGAAUCCUGGUUGCUUUUUCUGGAGGUGCGGGAUCUUCAGCUAUGUUGGACAUGAUUGAAGAUGGUCUAAAUAAAUCUGCUAAUCACAAAAAAUUGAUGUUCUCACCAACAAUUUUGUAUAUUAGAGAACUGAAUUAUGCAAAUGAAUCGGAUGCAAUUAUCACCCAAAAAACACAUAAGAUUGUUGAAAGGCUAAAAAAAUCAUGUUUGUCAUCAAUGAUUUCUUCGAUGGAAAUGAUUUACCAGGACAAAGAAAAGCCAACUUUUGUGGAUUUAGGUGAUUUUGAUCCUUUAGAUAAAGAUUGUCCAAUCAUCAAUGAUAAAGCACAGUCCAAAUUUUGGUCUAAAAUCAAUAGUUUAUCAACAGACACGAGCAAAGAAGACUUUUUAAGAAUUUCAAGACAGCAAUUGAUACAAAAGGUUGCUACGGCUGGAAAUUUCAAAUAUAUUUUCGUUGGCAAUACCUGCACAAAAACAGCUAUACAGAUGUUGACUGAUCUAGCGCAAGGAAAAGGAAGUCAAAUUACUUCAGAACAUUCUUUUACCGAUAGUAGAUUCAAUGUUGAGAUUCUUAAGCCAAUGAGAGAGUUUAUCAAAAAAGAAGUGCUUUUCUGGAAUAUUUUAAGAGGAACUGAACCAGUUGAAUGGUCAACCAUUACAACAUUUAAAAGUAAUAAAGCGAGUUUGAUGAAAUUAACAGAGAGCUAUAUAAAUGGGCUUGAACAUGAUUUUCCCGCCACUGUUUACACAAUUUUUAAAACUGGUAAUAAAUUGAAAUUCCCUGAUCCGAAUGGAGUAAUCUGUAAAUUAUGCAAAUCCGUGAUCGAUCCUGAACAAAGAUGUUCUGCGUCCAAUGCUCUUCAAUUGUCUCAUCAAUUGUCCAAGAAUUUGGAUGAUGUUUUUAUAAAUGAUGGCUCGGAUAGAAUUUUAUGCUAUUCAUGCAAUAAUCUUGUAAAUGAAAUUAAAAUCGAUUCAACUGUGUCCCCACAGAAAUUGGGAAUAGCAGAUUAUUUAUUGUAUGAUUAAAUUUUCCUCAUGUAACCAUAUAUUUCUGUUACUUAUUUCCGUAUAUUUUCGUGUUAUUACUAGAUGAAUUUCGAGGAAAAAUGACGAUUUAUUAUCAAAUUGAUAAAGUACAAAUAUUUUUGAUUGGUAUUUACAUAAUGUAUUGAAAUGUAAGAAUGAGAUAGAAAUAAGCACAUGUGUGCAUAAGGGUAAAGUUUCCUCUACACUUCGCACAAGUGUUACAUGUGUAAUCACACUAUGGUCAAAUUAAAAAGAAAUUAGCUGCAAAAUGAUUCCUAUUUUAGUUUAGCAACAUGAAACUAUCUUUGAUUCUGAUUAUCCUGGCCAGGCGGGGGAUCAAUACCAUUAGACAGAGGAGGACCACCACGGCCUCUUGGUGGUCUAUCAUUACCUCUGCGAUUGCGUUGUGCUAGAUCAUAGGCUUGACCUUGUACUGGAACAUAGCCUCGACCCACUCCUAGAUCCAAGACUCGAACUGGUGGAGCUGGUGCUCGUCGUGGUGGUGGUAAUAGCACUGGCGCUGGCACUGGCGCUGGAGCGUAAAAGCGUUGCACUUCAGGGAUCGGAAAAGCGGCUCGAUCC